Puntigrus tetrazona (Sumatra barb) is the source of this 480-nucleotide messenger RNA. RefSeq names its product putative transcription factor Ovo-like 1. Lineage: Eukaryota; Metazoa; Chordata; Actinopteri; Cypriniformes; Cyprinidae. Gene Ontology annotation, biological process: regulation of transcription by RNA polymerase II; epidermal cell differentiation. Gene Ontology annotation, cellular component: nucleus. The record is from RefSeq and is a predicted model, not a curated record. The transcript is spliced from 3 exons. Gene Ontology annotation, molecular function: RNA polymerase II cis-regulatory region sequence-specific DNA binding; DNA-binding transcription factor activity, RNA polymerase II-specific. Bases 25 to 480 code for a protein of 151 amino acids.
CUGUCCACCCGCAAGGACCACAGCAUGUACAAAUACAACCACAUGUACACCAAUGACCCCGGUGCAGUGUUUCCUGCGGCUGAACUCCCGUCGUGCACCGCUCUGGGCCAGAGUCCAGAGACCGAGCACAUCCGAAGCACACACAACAACACUUACGUGCGCACUAAAAUAAAGGUUACCACAGGUGAGCUUCCUAAAGAGGUUCUACCUAUUGUUCCUAGCCUAACUACAAGUCCACCUGCUCCUAUAGUGGCUCCUAGCUCCCCUCCUAAGUCACCGCCAGUGCAGCCGAGCGGUGGUACUUAUGUUUGCCAGGUGUGCCAAAAAGUUUUCCAGUACCAGCGCAUGCUGAACAGACACCUAAAAUGUCACAGCGAGCAGAAGAGACACCUGUGCGACUUUUGCGGGAAGGGCUUUAAUGACACCUUCGAUCUCAAGAGGCACGUCCGCACACACACAGGAUCUGUGAACCAAGACUGA